Molecule: messenger RNA, 282 nt
Organism: Protopolystoma xenopodis
Lineage: Eukaryota; Metazoa; Platyhelminthes; Monogenea; Polystomatidea; Polystomatidae
Source: the annotation of a GenBank genome assembly
AUGCAACACGAAAAGACUGACAAGCUGGAUUGUUCGGGAGUUUAUCGCAUCCAAUGCGCCAGCUGGGAGCAGAAGUAUAUCGGUGGAACAGGACGAAAAAUUGGCCUACAAUUCAAGGAACAGCAAAGACUCGGUAAAACCAUGGAUACGCAAAGAUCCGAAAUAGCAGAAGACAUUGCACUGACAGGACCCGAAAUCGACACAAAGGCUGGCUGCACAUUGUUAAACUACGCGAAAACGCAAGAUCCGAGAAGCCAUCGAUAUACUACUUUUCGUAUAUGA